Messenger RNA from Glossina fuscipes, 1663 nucleotides. RefSeq names its product spliceosome-associated protein CWC27 homolog. Lineage: Eukaryota; Metazoa; Arthropoda; Insecta; Diptera; Glossinidae. Gene Ontology annotation, molecular function: peptidyl-prolyl cis-trans isomerase activity. Bases 64 to 1560 code for a protein of 498 amino acids. The transcript is spliced from 5 exons. Gene Ontology annotation, cellular component: catalytic step 2 spliceosome. The record is from RefSeq and is a predicted model, not a curated record. Gene Ontology annotation, biological process: protein folding; protein peptidyl-prolyl isomerization.
ACUAUUAACCACUCUGACCCAUCUAGUACUUUUAAUCAAAAUAAAAAAGUCGAUUUGAGGAAAAUGAGUAAUAUAUAUAUACAAGAGCCUCCAACAGCAGGAAAAGUUCUCUUAAAGACAACAGUGGGUGACAUUGAUAUUGAACUAUGGUCUCGUGAAUGUCCUAAGACAUGUCGAAAUUUCAUUCAAUUAUGCAUGGAAGGUUAUUACAACGAUACUAUAUUUCAUCGUGUGGUCAAAGGUUUUAUUGUACAAGGUGGAGAUCCUAAUGGUGAUGGUACUGGUGGUGAAUCUAUCUACGGUCAUCCAUUUAAAGAUGAAUUCCACUCAAGACUGCGUUAUGUUAGGCGUGGUUUGGUUGGAAUGGCAAACUCAGACAAAGAUGAUAAUAGCUCACAAUUUUUCUUCACUAUGGCACCAACUCCAGAACUACAAAGCAAAAACACUUUAUUUGGCAAAGUUACUGGUGAUACAAUAUUUAACAUGCUUAAGCUAGAAGAAGCUCUGACGGAUCAUAAUGAAAGGCCUAUGUAUGCUCAUAAAAUAUUAAAAACUGAAAUCCUUAAAAAUCCAUUUUGCGAUAUCGAACCGAGAAAAUUUCAAAAAGCGAAUAAUAAAGAGAAAAGAAAAGUCGAAAAGGAGAAAGGAAUCAAGAAUUUUGGUUUAUUAUCAUUUGGAGAGGAAGCCGAAGAGGAUGAGGAAAAAACCAAUCAAUUUAUGCAGAAAAAUGCCGGUAAAGCCAAAUCCUUGCAUGACGCAGUUGACGAUCCUAACCUUAGCAAAGAACCAGUCAGAGUAAUUUCAAAUGCAGAAGAAAAUGAAGCCGAUUAUGAUCACAACGAAAGCUUCGUUAAACAGUCAAAUGAGCUUGAAGUUCAGCAAAGAAAGCACCGUAUACAGGAGAAACUCAAGUCCAAAAUUACAAAAAACAAAUCCGAUAGCAUUGUUAAAAAAAAUAACUCAGAUUCGGAAAACGACUCCCUAUUAACUUGUGAAGAGCACGUGAAAAUGCAAAACACUAAAAAAAAAGAAGAAAUUCGUCAAGAGAUUCUCUCACUUAAAAAACAGUAUCAAAUUGAAAAAAAGGUUAAAGAUGGAAUUUUAGAGAAAAAAUUGACUGAAGAAGUGAAAGCAAGAAAUUUUAAGAAAGAAGUUGAAGAUAAUGAGUUAAUUAAGAAUUUCAUAAAAGAAAAGGAAAAAUAUGAAAUUAUAAAAUCCAACAUGCCGCUCAAAGGCGUUGGCCGAGAAGAUUUCACUUUGAAUUUACUAACAAAAUUUCGUUCAAAAUUACACUCACUCAAGCAACAAUUCCCUGAAGAGGACAUUAAGCUUGACAAAGUUGAUGAAUCAGCGAUGGAAAAAGAAAUUCAAGGCGAUGAUUGGCUAAAACAUAUGCUGAAGUUUCAAGAUGACGCACCGGUUUUAGCCAAAGAUGCCUCUACUAAAGCAGACGACUGGUACGAUGCUUACGAUCCCAGAAAUCCUUUAAAUAAGAGAAAGCGCAAAGAAGUCCAUAGUAAACAUGAUGAUAAGUACAAGUCAGGAAAAAGAAGAUGUUAGGGAUUUUGCAAGAUUGUGUAUUAAUUUUUAGAACUACACAUAAAAAAGACUCAUGUAUGGUCUAAUGAAAUAGUUUUUUUUUUUUGAAUUAAAAUACAAAAAU